Messenger RNA from Phodopus roborovskii (desert hamster), 387 nucleotides. Its product is annotated as putative ribosomal RNA-processing protein 7 homolog B. The record is from RefSeq and is a predicted model, not a curated record. NCBI's taxonomy places the organism in Eukaryota, Metazoa, Chordata, Mammalia, Rodentia, Cricetidae. Bases 1 to 387 code for a protein of 128 amino acids. Gene Ontology annotation, cellular component: CURI complex; UTP-C complex. The transcript has 3 exons. Gene Ontology annotation, biological process: rRNA processing; ribosomal small subunit assembly.
AUGGUUAAUAAGUGGCUAGCUCUACCCUCUGAUCUCAAGGUAGGGGCUGUAGUAGGGCCCCCGCUUAUCAGUGUGCGUGGCCACGAGGAGCUGGCACCACAAGAGGAGACCAAGGCCAAGGAGGAGGAAGGUGUUCCUGAUGAGGAGGGCUGGGUGAAGGUGACCCGCAGGGGCCGCAGGCCUGUGCUCCCUCGAACAGAAGCGGCCAGCCUGCGUGUUCUGGAGAGGGAGAAGAGGAAGCGUGCCCGCAAGGAGCUGCUCAACUUCUAUGCCUGGCAGCACCGAGAGACCAAGAUGGAACAUCUAGCACAGCUGCACAAUAAGUUUGAGGAGGACAAGCAGAGGAUUGAACCAAUGCGUGCCCAACGCAAAUUCCGGCCCUACUGA